Messenger RNA from Marchantia polymorpha subsp. ruderalis, 8810 nucleotides. NCBI's taxonomy places the organism in Eukaryota, Viridiplantae, Streptophyta, Marchantiopsida, Marchantiales, Marchantiaceae. The record is from the annotation of a GenBank genome assembly.
CGCAGUGCGUCUCAUCUUGAGCCUUUCGUUUAUUGCACAGGGCGUGUCCAGUAUGCCAGAUUACGGCUUUCCGGCAUUGAGUUGAAUAUUUUUAUUCUGUCCGAGUCCUGCUUCUCCUUCUUGAUUCCUCGAGAAUCGAAUCGUAACAAGCUUGCACCACAGAAUAAGCGCCUUCUUCUCUCUCUUCUCGUUACUGUGCGAGCAGUGGUCUUCCUUUCGAGAUAUACUGCGCAAAGGUUGAAAGCUAUGAUCAGAUCUCGGCACCAGAGAAAUUUCGCGUCGUAAUUUCCGACAGCCGUUUGUAACUUUCUUUUGGAUGAAGCCAGUAGAAAUUCCAAAACGAGUUCUCACACUGAAGUACGAUGCACAUCCUUUCCCAGAGGUUUUAUCGUUUUCGUCUGUCUGUCUUGUCUCUUUAGAUCCUUUCAUGCAAGUCCCAUCUUAUACCAAGACAGAGUUUUGGUACAAGAAGGGACUGAAAGGCUGGCAGCACGAUAUGAAUCAAAGCCACCUGAGGGGAGGUCUAAUUGAGGGUCAAGGAGGCGCAAGUAAUUAAGUAGCAAUGUUCAAGAGGGUAGCCCGCCCAAUCGACGGUGAAAGAGAGGUCGAGGAGUCCACACUUCACAAUGAAGAAGCUCAGUUGGGGUUGAUGAAACAAGCAUACCUUCUCAUAACACGCGUUCCUAGGAGCUGCUCAUUGCACUUCAUACGCUUCUUGCGAUCGAAAGGCGGGCGACCGUGAGCUCCCAUGCGAUCGAGAUCUAAAAUCUCGACAAGGCUAAGCAGCAGCAGCAGCAGCAGUUCGCUGUUGCUUACGUGUUUACUUGUGGUUAGUUCAUUUGUGUCGAUCUGCACCUGGAGUUAUGUGACUGAGGCCUGCAGGUGAGGAGGUCUCAUGCUGACAAAUCAUCAGAAGGAAAAUACUCGAGCCCGACUUGAAUGCCGGAAGGAUCUGUCGUCCAUAUCGAGAAUAUCGUAUGAGGUGUAAAGACCAGUGUGCCCAAGACUCCGCUCGCACUUGCUCCAUCAAUUCCUUCGAUUCUCGAAGCACAGUACAGAAGGGCACUGUACUGUACGACUGCUGUGGUCCUUUCGCGGCCGUAUCCGUGCUCGCAAGUGCAAAGCGUCCAACGGACGUGUGUCCCAGCCACGUCCCUUCUGCCACGUGGACAGUCCAUGUGUGCUUGUUUUUAUCGAGGCUCAUGGGAUGCCCAGGUAUCGACAAGUGUCGAAGGCUGGUUCCCCUGCUGGUUUUCCUCGGUCAGAAGUUUCGCUGUGGGUAAAAUCCUCGAGAGUGUUUGACUCUGGACGGGGAAGCAAACGUGUCGAAUGAUGGGCUCUUCCCCGCUGGGCACUGACUGGUUUGUGAUCAGGGGCAGGAAUGAACGCUUUUGGAAGCUGUCGUGAACAGCCCAUGCGAGAGAAUAUUCGUGCUUGUUUACAGCAUGGGCGUAACUGCCACAAGUUCCCCCUGGCUACGACCGAAGAUUCGAGAGGCUCAGACCAUCUGAACUAGGACACCGAUCGAAGAGUCGGAGUAAGGCGUGAGAUGAAAUUCUUUAAUCACUUCAGGGCUCCUUUCGACAGAAUGAUGCCCAAGACAUACGGACGGAUGGACAAAAUUGACCCCAAGUGGCAUUCAGCUCUCGACCAGAGAGGAGAGAUGCCUUUCGGGCCAAAUCAGAGUUAACAGAAUUUUGAAUAAAGGCGUAAAAGUAGCAGUUGAGGGUAAAUGGACAAGUAUGCUCCACGGUGUCAAUAUUACUCUCUGGUUAGGGUUUUACUUUGGUCGAAGAGGAAAAUGGUGUAGAAUUUGGUGCAGAGGCACUUUUCGGACAGUGCCACGUUAACGGCUGCAAAUUGUCGACACGAUUCCAGUGGUCGCCUUUGAGAAUUGACGGUGCCAAUUUGGCUGGUUGGUAGGCAUUUUGAGCUUCGGACGGAUGAGGUCGUCGAGAAUUUUCGACCAAUUCGAUGAUGUAUUUCAGAGGUUGCGAAGGUGCAACGACGCCCUUCAGGCGUCGUCGGAAGUAUGGGUCCGGUUGUGGCCCGAGGGGACGAGGAAGUUCUGCUGUGAUUUCACCCCUCACAAUUUAGAACAACCUGGCGGGAGCAUGGCAAGGCAUGAAGUUCCAGCUGCCGCUAAUUUUUUUCCUGGAACGUUUUCGGGGCUCGAAAUUCUGAGGAGAACAGAGUUUCCACGGUACUUUUCAAAUUCAACAACUUCUCUCAGUGACCUGCACUGGAGUGUGCCUACAGAGUUUGCCAGGACCUCAUGCAGGUGCAAUCAGACGUGCUAGAAGAUACUACAAGGCCGUCACCGAUUGCGGAAGGAAGUUUUCUGAGCUCAGUUAGCAGCUGAACGCAAGCAAAAAAGCUAAAUUCUUCUUUCACAGGUUCAGUACGGUUUCAUCUACCACCAAAUUUGUCAACAUGUAUGCCAGUAAUUCUUUCUCCUUAAGCUCCACCAAGACGAGUAAAUCACAACCUUUGAGUUAUCCACAGAAUCUGAGCGGGUUCAUCUCCAAACGGCAUUUCGCUAACCGAAGUGGAUCUUUAGGCAGAAGCCUGAGUACAGCUGAGAAUUCGUUCACCCUAACUAUAUACUCGAAGCUGUCGAUUGUUCGCAGUUUCUGCGGUUCAAGAAAUACUAGAUCAUUGGCUUAUCUUUCAAGUUCUCACUUUGGCAGCUCCUGGCCGAGAAGAUCCAAUUCAUCACGAACUCUUUCAAAAUCCGAGAGGAGAACCUUGACAGUACCCUCAGCAGGAGGCGUCGUGCCUUCAGAGACUCUAUGGAGUCCUCUGGUUACUGGUUUCUUGUUAGAAGGAGAUUUUAUUCCCAAAUUGACCUUCUUAUUGUCUGAUAUCUUUACCGACGUAUCAUCCAACAGUGUGCUUUACUCUUUCACUUUAGUUACCACAAUUUUAGGAAUUUCAGGAGCUUUUUAUGCUCAAGCGUCAAGAGAGAGUGAAGGCAAACGGCAAAAUCUUUUGGAGUCGGACCGAACAUCAGAGUCCGCACGUGCUGAAGGUUUUUCAAAUUGGCUCAACUUGUCACAACCGACGCCCUUCAACAAAUUUGUGGCCGCUCGCUGUCCGUCAUUAGCUCUUCCCUUGGGAGAGCGGAGGUAUAGCAGGAAUGCUGAAUCGGAAUCUGAGCAGGUGAUAGACCCACCUGAGUAUCAACGCCUCUGUUUACAUGCCGAUGACGGAGGAACAGUUGCUUUGGACUGGCCCACACAUCUCGACUUGGAGAAGAACAAGGAGCUGGAGAAUGUUUUAGUCAUCAUCCCCGGAAGCACUGAAGGUAGUGAAGAAGAAGGAAUUUGCAAGUUCACGCGGGUUGCAGAACAGCGAGGCUACUUCCCGAUCGUCUUAAAUCCCAGAGGUUGUGGUGGAUCUCCUCUAACAAGUCCAAGGAUUUUCUCAGCAGCGGAUAGUGAUGAUGUUCGUCUAUUGGCUCAAUAUGUUGCAAAGCGAAGACCAUGGGCAACUAUAAUGGCGAUAGGAUGGGGUUUUGGCGCAAACAUGCUUGCAAAGUAUCUUGGAGAAGAAGCAAAUGCGACUCCCCUCACGGCAGCUGUUUGCAUCGACAAUCCGUUCAGCCUGGAUAAGGAUAUCCAUUCGGCACCACCCUCUCGGUGGAGCAGCUUAGACCGUGCACUGACAAAAGGUCUGAUACAAAUAUUGGACAAUAACAAGAAACUAUUUCAAGGCGAUAGGAAGGGGUUUGAUGUAAGUGGAAGCCUGGCAGCCACAUCUCUUUCUGAGUUCGAGACAGGCAUAUCGAGGGUCGCUCACGGAUAUGAUAGUCUUGAGAAGUUUUAUGAAGAUGUCAGCAGUCAAGCGACGCUGGAGAGGGUUCAGAUUCCUGUACUAUGUAUACAGCAUGUGCAAGACUACUCAGGAAACCAGAUAUCUCUAUCACAAGAGGCGAUUGUGAAAAAUCCCUACGCAACUCUGCUGGUAUAUCCUUCCGAUAUAAAAGACUUUUCGGAAGGACCAGAUUUUCCUGGCACAGCAUCGGAGAGGACCCACGAAACAUCUUUGGAGUGGCUUGCAGCAGUGGAAGUUGCGCUAUUGAAAGGGCGACAUCCUUUAUCGAAUGUUGUGGACCUGACAAUAAGGCCUACAAAGGAGUGGAGUUCUGUUGGAAAUCAAGUAACCUCUACCGCAUCAUCAAUGCCAGUUUCGAAGCCGGCUACCACAAGCACUGUCAAUGCAUCACACAUGGUCGACAGUGAUAUUAUUGAUGUGACUGGCGAUGUUUCUGAUAUGUCGGAGCACUCGGAGGUGCACGAGCAGGAUUCUCUAUCGACGACGCCUGCCGAAGCCAGUAAACUAAAGCCGUAUCGAGACGAUGGGUCCGAAGAAGCAUCUCGGCAAGAUCACGCAGUGAUCGUUCAAAGUUCAGGAGAUGCAAUCAAAAGUCCGGCACAUGAUCCCGCCAAAAGCGAUGAAGAGACAACAAGUGCUGAACUUACAACAACCAGCGAUGUUGCUGAGGGGGAAGAGGCGAAUCCCGAGGAGGUCGAAACAGGCCAGGUGCAGCUAGCUGCAGAGAGUGUUAUGAAAGUUUUAGAUGUCACAAUGCCUGGCACGCUUUCAGCUCAACAAAAACAACAGGUGGUGGAAGCUGUUGGGAGGGGUGAGAGUCUUGUGGGUGCUCUGCAAGAAGCUGUCCCGGAAGAUGUACGUGGGAAGAUAUCUGGUGCUGUCUCAGCAGCCGUUCAAGCCAAAGGUAUCAGCUUGAAGACGGCUGGAUUUGGGGACAAAAUUCCCGCUCCUCAGAUCCCCUCUGGACUAACAGAGAGUCUGAAAGCCAAGCUUGCGGGACUAACUGCUAGACCAGGAGAUUCCAAUGGUGAUCACGGCUUGGCGGAAAGUCAAAGUCCAGAGAAGAGGGGCAGCGACAACGACAAGAAAGUUGACAGUUCGACUCACAGCGACAGCUCAGUGCAUGAAAGUUCGGAAAGCAGUGCGGAGAAGCAAUCUCCUGCGAAGACGGGUUCUGAUGAGAGGAAGAGUAGUGCUGACUCGAAUAAGGAUACGGGGGGACAGGGUGACAACAAGAUGAAUGACGACACGAAGAAGGAUGCUCCUAAGGCUAAUGCUGAUGUUAGCAAGAGCACAGAUGAUAUCAAGAAGGACGGAGCGUCUAACGAGAGUUCCGAAGAUAGUUCUAGACAAGCUCAAGAUACCGUCUCCAACCAUGAUGAGCAGAAGGCUCACAAUAGUGGACAUUCAGAAGACAAAGCUGCUGAAAAGGAAAGCAAUGACUCUUCAACAAACCGACAAGCCACUGCAAACGUAAAGGAAGGCGAUGCAGGAACACAUGCCUCGGGAAACAAAGGGGAAGUGGGAAAUAGCGAUUCGGUGAAUGCAGACUCUUCGAAGGCGUCAGUUCAGGAAGGUGACAAGAAGAUCGAAGAACAACCAGGAGCCGCCACGAGCGAAUCCGAACAGAAGAAAGAUGAGCCGACUAAGCAGGAUUCGAAUUCAUCUGGCCAGAUUUCAGACAUUAAUGAUUCCAAAGGUGAGGCAAGUCCCUCUUCUAAUGAAGGGGCUGAGCAGAAACCACAGAAUGAUGCCCCUGCCACAGAGAAUACUGUCUCUGCUCCUGUUCCACCACAACCUCCAGUUCCUGAUCAGGUUCCUCCAGUUCCUUCGGUUGGCCAAGCUCUGCAGGCCCUGACUGGAUUUGAUGACGCCACUCAAAUGGCAGUUACGAAUGUCUUUGGUGUUGUUGAGAACGUUCUCGACGAGCUCGAAAAGGGUAAGUCGCCCGAGGAGAAAAAUCCUACUCCCAAAGAGAAUGAAGAGCAAGAGGCAAAAAAGUCCCGGUCGAGCGGGAAAACUCAUGAGACUGGUGAUUCUACUACAGUAGCCGAUUUCGAGAAGGAAGACUCUAGUGAUUCUGAGUCAGAUGAUGAGCAUGACAAGGGAGUGGACCAACGAAGAACCAACGAAGUGUCGAAAGACGAACGAGUUGGAACAGCUGUGUCGCAAGGAGGCAGUCAGAGGCCGUUUGGGAGCACAAGAAGCCUGGAUCGUGUUAGGAAUUCAGCAGGUCAAAUAGUACAGACGCAUGGAGUUAGAGGAGGUCCAGAAGUAGAUGGGCAGUCUGAAGAGAACGGCUCACUUGGGCCAUCAGGAAAUGGAUCUUUACAUUCGAACGGCGACGCUCGAAAGUUUGAAGACAAGGUCCCGCAGAAGUAUGUUGGAAGCUCAGAAUUGGGACUGGUGAACAUGGACAAAGCACGGAAUUAUCACAAUGUGAGCGAAUAUGAUGAGCCGCAAUUGGCGCAGCGUUCAAUAUCAGUUCUACAGGAAAGCACAAAUCAGGCUCAAACUUCUCCUGUUGGAGAUCUACGUCACUCGUCAAACGUCUCUGAUGACGGUAAUGAGAGUAGGCUUGACGCAAUGGCUGCCGAGAUCGACCGAGAAGAUGAAGACAAUGCGAAGAAGGUACUGGAGGCAGAUAAAAUUAAACUCGCAAAUAGCAAUGAUACGAACUCCGGCGAGGAAAAACACAAUGUGGUCAAAGAUGUUGUGAUGAAUGCCUUGAAGUUGGAGGUGGUGAGACGAGUUGGAGGUGCUGGAAUGGACGCUCUAGGUUUAGACUUCGAGGCAGAGUUAUCUAAAGUUGCCCACGCAGUUUCAGAAGCUGUGAAGCAAGGUCAAGAAACUAUUCUUGACAUGGCCUCAGACAGGGAAGUGGGAGGGGAAGGAGGUGGAAAGACGGGGAGUCUACAAUCAGACUCUACUGGGAAGCUCGGAGUUUUGAAUGGAAACAACAUAGUUCGAAAUCUUAGCACAGUACUUGGUAGCACAACGACAUUGGGUAGUUUAAUUCCAUUUGGAGUGCUUGUGGGCGUCGUACUCGCAGCUCUCGGUGCUCUAUUUCUCAUAGUCACAGAUGACCACGACGAAGAGAAAAAUGCUGAAUUGACAGGUUCAUCAGAGUCAGAAAAAACGAGUUCAAUUUCAGAGGAGUUGGAUUCUGAAAAAUCUCCGGGCCAUGUGUUGGAGGACCAUUCUGGAGUAAAUCUCAAGCAAGAUUGGACUGAAAACUCGUCGGAGAAAGGUUCAAGCUCAGUGGAAAGAAACGUCGGAGCCGAACAGGGCAUAACCCAGACUGAUUCAGAGCACGACUUGGAAGACGAUAAAGGCCCCGCCAAUGGAAAGCUUAUGGGGGCAAUAACAGCAGCUAUGGGAGCAACCGCGGCUGUAGCAAGCCAGAGUCAGGCGAGUACAGCAGUUCACAGCGAGCAAAGUCACUCAUCUGAAAAUACUGAAUCUGAUGGGAGUGAAGCGCAGGGUUUUCAGGAUUCUGGUGACGGGAAUAGUAAAUCCAGGCUUGUCCCCGAGAUUGCAGAAAAAGCCAUAUCCAUGGUAUCUCCAGUAGUACCGAAGAAAGAAGACGGACAAGUUGAUCAAGAUAGAUUAGUAGCAAUGCUCGCUGAAGUUGGUCAGAGAGGUGGAAUAUUAACGCUUGUUGGAAAGGUUGCUCUCCUUUGGGGUGGUUUGCGUGGUGCGAUGAGUCUUGUUGAUCGUCUCCUUGGUUUUUUACGCAUUAAAGAUCGUCCGCUGCAGCAAAGGCUUCUUGGUUUUCUGGGAAUGGCUCUCUUAUUGUGGACGCCAGUCUUAGUACCUCUGCUCCCCACUUUGCUACAACAGUGGGCUACGAAAUCCCCAAACGGUGUAGCAGAUGCUGCGGCUGGUAUCGGCCUUUAUGGUGCUGUGUUCAUCUUGAUAACCAUAUGGGGCAAGCGCGUCCGUGGUUACGAUCGUCCACUAGUUUCUUACGGACUAGAACUGCUCUCACGCGCUAAGCUACGGUUUGUCGGGAUCGGGCUGGCAAUUGGAGCCAAUCUCGUAACAGCGUAUUAUGGCAUUAACUGGGCGUUGGGUUACGCUCAAAUCAGCUGGGCUUCAAUCGUGGUUGAGAGUCCAUCAUUUCCAGGGCCAGCCGCGACUGCAAUUUUGACAUCCUGGAAGUUCUUUCAACUGAUCGGGCAGUCUCUCUCUAUGGCUCUAAUUGUAGCCCUCGUGGAAGAACUUCUUUUCAGGGCCUGGUUACAAGAAGAAGUUGCUGUGGACUUGGGCUAUCACUGGGGAAUUUUGCUCUCGUCUCUUGUCUUCGCCGUCGUACAUUGGUCUCCGCCAGCAAUGGUGGGUCUGUGGUUUUUGUCCAUUUCCUUGGCGGGCGCUCGUUCAGCAAUGGGUGGCGAUUUAAGUCUGCCUAUUGGAAUACAUGCUGGUAUCGUAGCUGCCUUUUCAGUCGUCAAUCUCGGAGGUUUGGCUCAUUAUCUACCCGCCGCUCCUGCUUGGUUCACGGGGGCUUAUGCUGGAAAUCCUUUAGCAGGCGCUCUAGGUACAUCAAUGGUUGCAGCUUUAGCCAUCUUUCUAUAUCCGAGAAAGCAAGUAUUAUCAUCGGCCGAAGAAGAUGAUUACGGUGAUGAAUCCUAGGAAGGACGAACAAGGCGGACCCGUGUAAAUUGCAGAUUUUGUAGCAGUAGUAAUAGUCGUCUCUCCCUCAAUGAUGGUAAUGCCAUAUUAGCUGGUUUGUAGAAGUUGACUUCUGUGCCUCUGUACAGGAUAUACCCAUAAAAUCAGCAUUCAUCUGACGAUACUAAUGUAGAGGAACUAACCCCUUUGACUGAGGAAGUUUGUCAACGAGGCAUUUUUAGUGCUCUUUGUAUCCCCACAAGUGUAUUUGUGUGGAUCGUUAUAGCUUGUCUAUCGUAGGAGUGCAAUUUUGUAUCAUAUUAUCAAUUUUAAUAAGACAAAUUCGGAUCCAUCUCUGG